This is a messenger RNA of Dalotia coriaria, 4137 nucleotides long. RefSeq names its product cyclic nucleotide-gated cation channel subunit A. The coding region runs from base 251 to 2470 and encodes 739 amino acids. Gene Ontology annotation, biological process: monoatomic cation transmembrane transport. Gene Ontology annotation, cellular component: intracellular cyclic nucleotide activated cation channel complex; plasma membrane. Gene Ontology annotation, molecular function: protein-containing complex binding; intracellularly cGMP-activated cation channel activity; cGMP binding. The record is from RefSeq and is a predicted model, not a curated record. The transcript is spliced from 9 exons. NCBI's taxonomy places the organism in Eukaryota, Metazoa, Arthropoda, Insecta, Coleoptera, Staphylinidae.
GCCGUCGCCUCGCAUCCGCGAUCCUCCACCGCUGAACAAUCGCGCGCGCGGUUUCUUCUUCAACCCUUUAAACCACUUUAAACAAAGAAACUUAUUUAUAAAAGUUUACCUAAUUAGUGAAUAACAAUUAAAAAGUGUGUUUUUCAACCCGUAGAGAUAUUAUCCUGUCAGUGUGAUUAAAUAUUUAUAUUUUCCUGGCGGUUGUUAAAUUUCGUCGCUGCGCGUGGGAUACGUGCCAUGCCCAUCAGCGAUGUGGAGCUACGUGAUGGCGGCAGCGCGAGGUGACCCGCGUAGGCGUCCACCCUCCGGCUCCGUGUUCACGAUCCAAUCGAGCGGGCCGGGGCCGUGCCGCGACGGCCUGAGCGGCGGUAGCCGCACAACCGGCGUCGGCGGCAGCGGCGGCGGCUACGCCACCAGAGACUACGACAACGCGGCGCGUAAUAGCGCCCUCGCAGGCUCAGCUUAUGCGCGCGAACACCUGCAGAACGACGGCGGCGGCGGUAUCAACGCGGUGCUCUUCCGCAACUGCUCGCGCGACCGCAUCUCCAACCAUUCCAAAGAGGGUCUCAUCUCAACGACGAUAUCGCGCGAUGGUUCACGCGAUGCCCUCGACGACGUCCGCAUUCAGACUUCUCUAUCGGACGGCGAGGCCGACGGAGCUAUUCCUACCUUACAAAAUGAUUCAUCAAGACGACCAUUGUCGGCGAUGCGUGGACGAUUGAAGCGCGCCGCAGCAUCAUUGCAGGCCGCCAUCCGCUUCCGGCGAUUCUCACGACGCGAUGGCAGCGACGCUCGCACACCGGAUUGGUUCGUCGACAAAAGCCAGCAACAACCGGACGCCGAGGGAGACGACAAAGCGGAAAACAAACGAUUUGCCUGCUGUGGCAAUCGACGCAUCGUCGUCGAUCCGGCCCUGCCCGCCCACUACAAGUGGUUGAUGGUGGUUUCCCUCGCCGUUCUCUACAACGUCAUCUUCGUGCUGGGACGUGCAGUCUUCUGGGAGUUAAACAAUGCAUCGCAGCCUCUUUGGUGGACGCUCGACUACGUCUGUGACGUUGUUUAUAUCGCCGACACCCUUGUGCGUGCACACGAAGGUUAUUUGGAGCAAGGAUUACUUGUGACAGACCAACACAAACUACGCAUGCACUACUUCCAGUCGAAAAAAUGGCGUCUAGAUAUCCUGUCACUGUUGCCAACCGACGUGGUGUAUUUCUGGUGGUCACCAUAUCAAUGCAAGAAUAUUGUGCCAUGUCCAGUGUUGGUGCGUCUUAACCGUCUCUUCCGACUUCCCCGCCUCUUGGAAUGGUUCGACCGCACCGAAACUGAUACAAACUAUCCGAACGUGUUCCGCAUCUGCAAGGUGGUCCUUGCCAUCCUGGUGCUCAUCCAUUGGAACGCCUGUUUGUACUUUGCCAUCAGCUACGCCAUCGGUUUCGGCACUGAUAACUGGGUGUACAAUAACACAGGUUCUAAAAACGCUACGUUAGCUAGACAAUACAUCUAUAGCUUCUAUUGGUCUACCUUGACCCUCACCACGAUCGGAGAGACACCAGUGCCGGAGAAUGACGCGGAAUAUUUGUUUGUGGUUGCGGACUUCCUCGCCGGCGUGUUGAUCUUUGCUACCAUUGUGGGUAACAUCGGAUCGAUGAUUUCAAACAUGAAUGUCGCGCGGGUUGAUUUUCAAAAUCGCAUGGACGGCGUUAAGCAGUACAUGGCCUUCCGGAAAGUGGGUCGGGAGUUAGAAGCGCGGGUUAUAAGGUGGUUUGCGUACACGUGGGCGGAAAGUGGUGCAUUAGACGAAGAACGUGUGUUGUCUGCUCUGCCAGAUAAACUUAAAGCCGAAAUUGCUAUUCGGGUGCAUUUGGACACUCUGCGGAAAGUGCAAAUUUUUCAGGACUGUGAACCUGGACUUUUGGAAGCGUUGGUGUUAAAACUACGUUUACAGGUGUUCUCACCAGGUGAUUAUAUCUGUCGCAAAGGAGACGUCGGUAAAGAAAUGUACAUCGUGAAGCGAGGACGUCUGCAAGUAGUGGCCGACAAUGGUGAGACCAUAUUCGCAACCCUCGGCGCUGGUUCAGUGUUCGGCGAGGUGAGCGUGCUGGACAUUGUCGGAAACCGCACCGGCAACCGCCGCACGGCAAACGUGCGCUCGCUCGGCUACUCCGAUCUGUUCUGUCUGGCCAAAGAUGAUCUCCUGCUUGCGUUAGCUGAUUAUCCCGAGGCGCGCGCGACCCUCACCGAGCGUGGCUGUCAGCUGCUGCGAAAGGACGGCCUGCUGGACGAGGACGCAUUCAAGCGCGCGCGAGAAUCGCAGGACUCCAUGAUGGACAGCAUUCAGCGAUUGGAGGACGUCGUCGACACGCUGCAGACGCGUUUGGCGCGGCUGCUUGCCGAGUACACCGCCAGCCAAGCAAAACUAAAGCAACGAUUAACUCGCAUUGAGUCGAGUGAAGACACUAAGAAGACGUAAGACACAAGUCGGCGGCGGCGGCGGCGGUUGGUUGAGGUGGAAUUCCAAGAAAACGAACGAGUGAGGGUUGCAUCAACAUUUUUACCCUCCGAGAGGGAAUAACAUGCGGUGGAGAGUUACACAAAUAGCCUAUAUCUACACUUGAUUGGAUUUAAGUUUGUUUUUUCCUUGGCGUUUGCGAAAUGAGUUCGAAAACAAACAACUACACACUCUAAAUACGUUAACCCUUACACCCUAAUGAAUUAUUAAACUAAUCUAAGCUUUUAAAUGUCAAUACAUAGAAGUUAUCAAAAGUUUCGCGCGGAAUUACACGUAAAUACAUAGACAUAUCUAUUUUCAUAGUAUUGUUUGCCCCAAACACACAAGUUAUUAAAUGAUUACAAUGAAAUUAUUAACGAUUAAACACAAUUAACGUUUUGAGUAAGAUUAAGCUCUAAAUGAAUUAAGAUAAACUAAACAUACAUGAUUGUAGAUGUGAAAUUAACAGGGUGGUUUAUUUCUGUAUGCGCUUGCAUAAAUUUUGCAUAAACACAAAACCUCCCUGGAUAAUUCAAGCCUUAAUUAUUGUGAUAUAAAUUACACACCUACAAAAACAGCAAGGUAACACUGCACUUCGCACACUUGUAAAAUGUGCCGAAGUAAUGAGUAAUUAAUGAUGGAAAGCACCGAAGAAACGAACGUUCGUAGCUUUCUCUACUAUCAUUAUGCCAACGCUGUGUAGGCAACCAAACAUGCAACGCAGAAAAUUUUAAACAAAUUUCUAUAGGUUAGGAAUGCGACGAAUGUAUAACACUUAAAAAUUGUUACUGUUAUAGGUGUUUGAAGAAUUUAAGACAAAGUAUAAUGCGAAUUGAAUUGAAUGUGUGAUUUUCAGGAAUUGAGCGUAAGUUUAAUUUGGGGUCCAAGAAAAAUAAUUUCUCUUCUUUAAAUGCAUAAUGAUAGUGCGAAAGUUAAGUACAAGUCAUGUAGACUAGACGAUACAAUUAUUAACAAUUUAGGAUUAAAACACGACACACACAAAAACCGUUUUAAAACAAAGAAAAAAUUGUGCUGUACUAAAGAAAGUAUAUUAUAAGAACAAAACCAAAUGUAGACAUUUAAUCAAAACAAAAAAAAAAGUAAUUUUUAUCAAAAACGUAGUAGAGAUGAACAAAUUAUUAUAAAAUAAAAUGAUAAUUUUGAUCGUUUUGACAUUAUUAUCCCUUGAAAUGUGUCAGUGCACAACUUCAACAUGUUAUGCGCGCGGGCGAUGACAACUUAAAAAAUUAUAAUUACCGUACUACCCAUUACCUUUGUUGCGCGUGUACCUCCAGCGCGGUCGACGAUGACGAGAUCGAAAUCGACGUUAUCCAGGAUGUGUGCUUAGGAAGAAAGCCGGUGGAGAUUACUUGCCCGUGCUGUUUGAUGCCAAGCACGUCGUUGAUAACGUGGGUGAUCACCCCUUACACCAGACGCGUCGCAAGGCGUUUGGCUGUGUUGGGAUUGUGGUGGCUGCCGUUCGUCGUGCAACGAUGGAAAAUGGCGAAACACACGUGCAAAUAUUGCCACGCAUACCUAGGUUCUACCACCUAUAAAACCUGCCCCGACGACGACUCCUAACACUCUUUGUUCGUCGUUCAAAAAUAUCAACAACACCAACCACGACGUAAAUAAAGUUGUCAAGUGCA